Messenger RNA from Calliphora vicina (urban bluebottle blowfly), 2357 nucleotides. Its product is annotated as xylulose kinase. Bases 375 to 2102 code for a protein of 575 amino acids. Lineage: Eukaryota; Metazoa; Arthropoda; Insecta; Diptera; Calliphoridae. The transcript has 6 exons. The record is from RefSeq and is a predicted model, not a curated record. Gene Ontology annotation, molecular function: D-xylulokinase activity. Gene Ontology annotation, biological process: D-xylose metabolic process; xylulose metabolic process; phosphorylation. Gene Ontology annotation, cellular component: cytosol.
CACAGAUAAGACGUUUUGUGUACAGAGGAAGAAAGCACACGGUUCGGUUUCGUAGUUUUGUUUGUUGUAAAAAUACAUUUCAUUUAAACAUUUAUUUGUUGAAUGCAAUAUAAAACUAGAUGUAAUGAAAUCUAAACCAUACAUCAAUUAAAUCUAAUACAAAUAGCUGCACUUAAAACCGUUAACGCGAUUUGUAUCUCGUUUAGUAAGUUACAGGCGCCUUAAUUAAAUAAAGUGCAAAAUAUAUUUUAUUGAAUGUUGUCAAUAUUUAUGAACGUGAGAUUUUAAUCAUCACAUUUUUAUUAAUCAUCAUACAAUAGAUAUAGUUGUAGAUUUAUUGUAUCUUUAAAUACGAUUGACAGCAGCCAAUAAAAAUGAACAACACGGGAGUGGAUGAAGAAAAGUCAACAUACUUGGGCUUCGAUUUAAGUACCCAAAAGCUAAAAGCAGUCCAAUUAAAUAAUGAGCUUAAAGUUAUAGCUACUGCCGAAGUACAAUUUGACACAGAUCUACCGGAGUUUCGUACAACGGGAGGUGUUAAUGCGGGGCCCAAAAAGAAUGAAUAUUUUGUUCAACCUGUUAUGUGGGUGAAAGCCUUGGACAUUGUAAUGGAUCGUUUGGUUAUGGAAGGCGCUGAUUUAAGUACAGUAGUAGCUCUUGGAGGCUCCGCACAACAACAUGGGUCUUUAUACUGGUCACGUCAUGGUGUACAGACGUUGCAGAAUCUCGAUCCAGAUAAAUUUCUGCAUUUACAGGUGGACGAUUCAGCAUUCGUACUGACCCGUACGCCGAUAUGGAUGGAUGGAUCGGCGGAGAAUCAGUGCCUUGAAAUGGAAAUGGCCAUAGGCGGACGUACCGAAAUGGUCAGUAUAACGGGCAGUAAAUGCUAUCCACGUUUUACGGGACCUCAGAUACGAAAAGUCUACCAACAACGAACACAUGCGUACGAAGACUCGAAACGUAUUUCGUUGGUAAGCAGUUUUUUGGCAUCCAUAUUUUUGGGUGAUGUGGCACCUAUUGAUUACGCAGAUGCAUCGGGAAUGAAUUUAUUCGAUAUUACUACGAAGACAUGGUCAAAAGCCUGCCUGAAUGCGUGUGCCCCCGACUUGGAAGAACGUUUAGGUACGCCCGUGAAAACAAGUUCUAUUAUAGGAAAUAUAUGUGAUUUUUUUGUUCAACGCUUUGGCAUGCCGGAAACGUGUAAAGUGGCCGCAUUUACCGGCGACAAUCCAUCGGCUUUGUCUGGUAUGUUGGUGGAAAAGGAUUGUCUAAUAAUGUCGUUGGGCACCAGCGACACUUUAAUGAUGAAUUUGGAAAAACCUCCUGUAUUGGAGGAGGGCCAUGUUUUGUGCCAUCCCACCGAUGAUGAUCAAUUCAUGGGUCUUUUAUGCUUUCGUAAUGGUUCCUUAGUACGAGACUCUGUUAAACGUUCAGACGCUCAAAAUAGCUGGCAAAUAUUUAGUCAACUCUUGGAUUCUACACCGCGUGGCAAUUACGGCAAUAUGGCUAUACAUUUUCAUACAAUGGAAAUCAUACCUUCUGCCAAAGGCAUAUUGCGUUGGAAUAAGAGCCAUACAUCUGCAUCAUCAGAUGCUGCGAAAGGAAUUAACAAAUUUACUUCGCCCGAAGCUGAAAUAAGAGCAUUGAUCGAAGGGCAAAUGUUACAUCACAGAGCUGUUGCCGCCGACAUGGGCUUUCAUUUCGGGGAAGAGACUAAGAUCAUUGCCACUGGGGGAGCAUCUGUUAAUAAAUCCAUAUUGCAAGUAAUUGCUGAUGUUUUUAAUGCUCCAGUUUAUAUACAGAAAGCCAGCGAAGCCGCAUUACAGGGAGCAGCGUAUCGGGCAAAGUAUGCAAAAUAUUUAGAUGACUUGAAGCAGAAUAUUUGUAAUAAGAGUAAAACAAAUGAAGAUGCCGGAGAUGAAGUAGAGGAAAUAAAGAACAAGAAUAAUGUUGAUAUAUUAAGUUAUUAUGAUUUUAUAAUAACCUAUCUUCCGAAUCACGUUGAACGUGUGUGUGAACCAAGUAAAGACAGCGACGAAAUAUAUACUCCCAUGUUGGAUCGGUACCGCCAAAUGGCCAAUAUACUACAAUUAGCCAAAUGAUAUUAAUACUGUCGCGAAGAAAAUUUAUACCAUUUACAAUAUCCAAGAGAAAUAAAUUACAAAAGAGACUUGAUUAGAAUCUAUUUAGCAAAAAACACACAUUCCUUAAAGUUAUUGUGUCUUUUUUUAAUUUUUUUUUUGUUAAUUUGCUUUACGCAUACUUAUAAUGAUGAUUAUAAUACGUUUGUUUAUUUUUGAUUUUAUUGAUAAAAGUGCAAUUGAAUAUUUUUUAAAUAAAACUAUUAAAUAACCACU